Oncorhynchus keta (chum salmon) is the source of this 8147-nucleotide messenger RNA. RefSeq names its product zinc finger CCCH domain-containing protein 13-like. The transcript has 12 exons. The coding region runs from base 471 to 6137 and encodes 1888 amino acids. NCBI's taxonomy places the organism in Eukaryota, Metazoa, Chordata, Actinopteri, Salmoniformes, Salmonidae. The record is from RefSeq and is a predicted model, not a curated record.
UCACCUCUACUACCAAGUUGGAGUGAGCCAGGUGGCAAGGGUGUGAGGAGAGAGAAGUAAGUCAACUAGUUAGAGAUGGCUAUCAACUCAACUUGUUUAGCCAGUUUCAUGUGUAUCUAUUGAAAGCUCAUGUCUCAGAAUAGUUGCGAUUCAACCAAUAAUUGUCUUGACAUUUGGUGCUGGGAGAUGUCAAAAGACUUCUUGUCUACGAGCAACCUGGCUACUAGUGUGUUCGCAACAGGUUCGCCUCUGCCGGACUGAUAACGUUACCCUUUCCCACACCGCAGUUCGAUUGACGAAAAUUAUUAGGUCCCUGGUGAAAGGUACGGAUAAACACGACAGGUGGAUGGAUUUCUCAGUGAAGCACCUACUCCUUACUCCAGUGUGAUAUGACAUCACUGAGUGGUUACCACAGAAACCAGGGCUCCACUGCAGACGGUUGACAGCCAGUUAAGUGUUUUUCCACAGGGAUGGCUGCUAAAGUGGAGGUGCAGACUGGGGAGGUGGAAAGGAUUUGUGUAGGGGGACGACUGCACCUCAGCCCUCUGUCUGACUCCAGCAACAAGAGCCUCACGGAGGGUCCCUCCAACACCCAGGCCUCCCUCAUCAUCACUCCAGAGCCUAGUAAGCCUGUCCCUACACCCAAACCACGGCUCACUCCCAAACCUUUCACUGUGGAGAAAAACCCCACCAUCCGGCCCAUACUUGCGCCUAAGCCUAAUACCAACCCCCGACCAGUGCCCACUCGCCCUACUUCUUACAAACCUGACUCACCCAGCACCCCAAAACUUCAGCAGCCGAAUGUCACCAGCAAACACAGGCCAGGGCCGACCAACCCCAGCUGUCCAGCUCCUAACUCCUACAAACCCUCUCAUAAGUUGAGCAUGGGACAAACCACGAAGCCUGUAGCCCAGCCCUUCAAACCCGCCCCUCUUCUAACCCUUGGGGACCCCAGCAAACCAACUCCCUCCCAACCGGUGCGACGUCAGAAGCCAGCUGCGGCAGGCUUGUUCCCCUCACGGGGCCCUAAGAAACCGCCUUCAGCAGAAUGGUCCGGAUCCACCAAACCGGAGAAGGAAAGGAACAAAACAGCAUCCAGUAUCAGAGCUGGGGCAGCCUCUAUGACCAGAGCCAAGUCUAUGGGCUUCCUCAGUCAGAUAGGGCAAGAUGAGGAGGAAAGGAAGGGGGAUGAAAGGCCCACGGUCACAGUUCAACUCCGAUCCCAGUCUAGAGCCUCCAGGCCCAGACCUGUGUCGGCCAUCUUCCUGCCCUCUCCCACUCAGGCUGAGUCGCCCACCCCAGCUGCUCGCUGGGCAGUGAGACGUCCCCUCUCAGCCGACCUCACCUCCAAGUUUGAGUCCAUUGGUCUGUCGCUGCACCACGGCCGACCUGCCAAGACCGACAGCAAGGAAAACACUCCAGGGGAACCGCUACGGAGGACAGAGAAGAAGAAGGGAGCAGAGGGGACCAAUGUUACACCAGCGGCCCCAGACAGCAAGCCUUCAGCCCUCGUAGGAGGGAGAGAGAAGAAAACAGAGGAAGAAGAAGAGGAGGAGGAUGAUGAGGGAAAGGGUGGAGGCAGCAUUAAGAGACGGAUCAGUCUCUUGCUUGAUUCCUCCACUUCUUCCUCUCCUGUGGUUCCUCUCCGUGUUGCUGCCCAAAGACCAGGGUCUAACUCUCCAGUACAGCCCAUCCAAGAGGCAGAUGUAACAUUGGAUGGUGUUAAACAGCGAACCAGGAAGCUUACUGAAGAUACUGUUACACCACCAGCCCAGACCCCUGCUGUUAAACCACAGUUCAAGUCCCACCCUCUGCCCCCUGACCUGACCAAAAGGCUUGGCUCUGAGAGGUCCACAGACCUCGGCAGUCCCUCCCCCAAUGAGGCGACAGACCGCCAUGAGAGUGACACUGAUCCUCAAAUGAGGGUGGAGGACUCCGUUUACACCUUCAGUGACCCAAAAAAGGUGGAUGACGACAUCCGAGGCAUACAAGAGCAGCCCACCCAGACCACCUCUGACCCUUCAGCAGUACUGACUGAGGCAGGGCGAUGGAUGGAGAGCUGCCCCAGCAGUGGGGCACAGACGGUGCGAGCAGCCCUGUUUGAGAAUGUGGUGGAGAGACACAGCGUGCUGGUGAUGGAGGAGGAUAGGGCACAGAGUGCCACAAAGGGCUGUCCCAAGAGAAGUGUGUCCCUCAAACUUGGGAAUGGGGAGAACGACGGGACCCUGGUCACCGCCACCUACCGCAAGCCUGUGUCUCCCUCCAGUCCACUUCUUGUAGAGCACUUGUUUGACACUGUGCAGGCGGUGGGAGAGAGGAGAGCCGUUAGUGAGAGUGUCCCUUUGGCUCAGCUCGAGGACAAAGCCAUGACCCUCCGUUCCAGGCGUUCUGAGGGGAAUCGGUCAGCCAGUGCUGAGCCAGUGGAGGAGAGGCAUGCUCAGGUCCAAGGAGUCCUCAGUUUGGCUCAAAGGAGAGCACCAGCCUCCCAACAGGAACAGGGACCAUACUACCUGAGGGUUGGAGCUCUGCAGAAGUGGAAUACCACUGAGAUGGAUAGGGAGGCAGAGGUAGAGAAAGAGAGGCAGAGGGAAGCGGAGAGGGAGAGAAAGGAGGAGGAGAAAGAGAGGCAGAGGGAAGCGGAGAGGGAGAGAAAGGAGGAGGAGAAAGAGAAGCAGAGGGAAGCGGAGAGGGAGAGAAAGGAGGAGGAGAAAGAGAGGCAGAGGGAAGCGGAGAGGAGGAUGCAAAUGGAUGUAGACAGGGAGAAGCCAAGAGAACAGGAGAGGGAGAGAGAGGAAGUGGCAGCACCGAAGCGGUUGAAAAUGCUGGAGGCAGAUGAGCAGCCACCCAAGCCCAGGGCCACCUACUUUGCUCUGACUGGUCAGAUCCAGGAAGCUGUAUCCGUUGGGGACGAGGAAACCGAGAGAGGGAACGUGGAAGUUCCCUUUGACAAUUUCUCUAUGAAGUCUGGACAUUGGGGCUCUCAAGGGAAGGUCUUACAAGUACGAAGGAACCCCUCUCUAGAUGAAGCUUUUGGAAAAAGCUCCCAAGGUCAACAACAAGAAGAACUGAUGGAGCGGAAUCAAACACAGGAAAGGGAGAGAGGAACGGCAUGGGACAGACAGACAUGGAGCGAGGAGCUGGGAAUAGAACAACAAGUAGACCUUGAGAAAGUAAAAGAGUUGGAGAGGGAGAAAGAAUGGCAGAGGGAGAGCAAGGAGUUUGAGAGGGAGAAAUGGACACAGCUGGACAUGGAGAGACAGAAACCGUUAGAAUAUGCUAGAAAGAGAGAGAAGGAAAAGCUAAAAGAAUUAGAAAGAGAGAGACACAAUGAGUUGGAGAACGAGAGACUGAGUGAGAGACAAAGACAGCGAUGGCACGAGCUGCAGAGGGAGAGACAGAUUGAGUUGGAGAGACAGAAAGAGUUUGAAAAGGAGAGACAGAGACAGUUAGACUUAGAGAGACAGAAAGAGUUUGAAAAGGAGAGGCAGAGACAGUUAGACUUAGAGAGACAGAAAGAGUUUGAAAAGGAGAGACAGAGACAGUUAGACUUAGAGAGACAGAAAGAGUUUGAAAAGGAGAGACAGAGACAGUUAGACUUAGAGAGACAGAAAGAGUUUGAAAAGGAGAGGCAGAGACAGUUAGACUUAGAGAGACAGAAAGAGUUUGAAAAUGAGAGGCAGAGACAGUUAGACUUAGAGAGACAGAAAGAGUUUGAAAAGGAGAGACAGAGACAGUUAGACUUAGAGAGACAGAAGAAGUUGGAGAGAAUUAAGGAGAUGGAGAGAAAGCAAAUGUUUGAGUUUGAAAAACAGAAGCAGAAUGAGAGAGAGAGGCAACAGCUUCUGGAGCUUGAAACGCAGAGACUAAGAGAGAAAAUGGAGAGAGAGGAGCAGGAGAAGAUGAGACAGCAAGCCAUACAACAGGAGGAAGACAGACAGAGAGAGUUGGAAAGGGAAAGAGUGCAAGAGUUGGAGAGAGAGAGGCAACGCGAUCUGGAAAGACAAAAACAGAGAGAGUUGGAGAGAGAGAGACAACGCGAUCUGGAAAGACAAAAACAGAGAGAGUUGGAGAGAGAGAGGCAACGCGAUCUGGAAAGACAAAAACAGAGAGAGUUGGAGAGAGAGAGGCAACGCGAUCUGGAAAGACAACAGAGAGAGUUGGAGAGAGAGAGGCAACGCGAUCUGGAAAGACAAAAACAGAGAGAGUUGGAGAGGCAGAGACAGAAACAGUUGGACUUUGAGAGACAGGAAUUGGAAAACCAGAGGGAUAGAAAAAGGGAGUUAGAGACAGAGAGACAGAGGGUAGAAGAACUGGAGAGAAUAAAGGAGAUGGAGAGAAGACAACUGUUUGAGUUUGAAAAACAGAAGCAGAAUGAGAGAGAGAGACAACUGCUUCAUGAGCUUGGAAAGCAGAGACUAAGGGAAAAUAUGGAGAGAGAGGAGCAGGAGAAGAUGAGACAGGUAGCCAUACAAGAGGAGGCAGAGAGACAGAGAACCAUGGAGAGGCAGAGGAGAGAGAACCAGGAGAGGGGGGUGCUGGACUCUUUACCUCUCAGACCUAAAAUGCUGGAUCUAGACUCUGGGUGCUGGUCUUUGGGUGACCUGCACUCCAGAGGCAGUCCCCACUCCCCUAGUGUCCGAUGGAAGCAGCCCUCUCCCUGGGCAGAUGACCACUACAGACCUGGUAUCCUGGACAUUGACUCAUUCAGGUCCCAGACCGAGACACAACCCUCGCCCACUAGAGAGGUGUUCCCUGUUACUGGCAUCCAGGGCUCAGACCCAGGUAAUGGGGUGAGAUCCCACCCCCACUCUCCAGAAAGGGAAGGUGGUUAUAGGAUGGCUCCCGAGGGCGCAGUGGGGCGACCCAGUACUGUGUGGACCCCCUCUCAGCAGGAGCUGUGGGAGCAGAGGCUAAGCAUCGACGAGGAAUCAGUGGAUAGGCCCAUGGCUGGACCAGAGCCACCCAGGAAGCCUGCCAAUAAACCCAGCCUGGAGCAGCUCCUCCACGGGCUGGAGGACAGGGCCACGGCCCCCAUCCUGGUCCCAGAGAGACGCUGGUCUGGUAUGCCCAGUGAACCAUCCUUCCCCAGGAGAGAGCCCCACAGCCCUGGGUCCCCCAUGGAGCAGACCUGGUUCCCCCAGGACUCAGAGCCCCAGGGGCACAGGGUAGAGGCCAGAGGACAGAGGAGAUCUCAGGGCUCCCAGGAGCUGAACCGGAUGAGGUCUCGCAGCGUGUCCCGUAGAUCAGCCCCGUCUGACAGUGCUGUGGAGGGGAGCCUUUCCAGAAUGAGGAGCAGGAGUACACAUAGAGAGAGAGGUGGACAGAGUUGGGAGCAGUUGAAGCAGAAUGUGGACGGUGAGGAGGGGAGGGACAUGGACACACUGGUCCAUGAGACGGACAGUCAGUACGGGACCUGGGAGACAGGACUGCACACUGAUGAUAGCCUGACUCCUGCCACGCCCACCUCAGACAGCCAACCCAGUCAGUCCCCUAGGAAACCCACUCCACUUUACACGCCAGGGGAACAUGUCCACACCCCGCCCAGUGACCUCGACACUCCAGACGGCUUCUCUGCCCAGCCCGAGAUACAACCACUCCCCUUCCCUGAGGCCUCCACCAGCCUACUGGACUCCAGUGCUCUGCGCUCCAGGGUGCAGUUGAGUAAGAUGCGGGGGCCACGUUCACGCCCCUCCAGGGUCUCUCGUCAGACUGCUGCUCUGUCUGUACACCCAGAGGGACAGGCCACGCCUACUGAGGACUGGCGCUCUCGAGACUCCACAGAGGACAAAGUGGAGUCUUCCAAGAAGGACUCAGACUCUGAGGAGCAGACGAGAGGAGCAGACCCCCACUCUGCUGCUGCUUCCUCCCAGCCCCAGAGAGUCGCCCUCUUCCCUGGGAUGGACCCGUCUGCCCUCAUGGCCCAGCUCAAGAAGAGAAGUGACUCUGACAUUCAGACAGAGGGACCCUCCACUUCUCCCUCCCAGUCAUCCCGUUCUCCUAAAUCCCCUUUCCUUCCCCGGGCGUCCCGUGUGCUGCCCCCCUCCGGAGGGAAAGAAGAUGGUGAAGAGGCCUCACCACAGUGGCUGAGAGAGCUGAAGUCCAAGAAGCGCUUGAGUCAGUAUGAAAUUGACAGCUAAGUGUGAAUGAUCAAGUGAGCUCUCUACUCACAAAUGUUCCUCAUUAUGAAUCAUUCUUUAUCAUAGGGUGUUGUAUGCCAUAAAACUGACAUUUUACCACAUUUUCAUAAUUAGACAAUAUUCUAGUGUCUGUUUUGCUAAUACGUAACCGUAAAAUGCUGAUGGCUUAUAUCAUCCCUCUGUAGGUUGCCUUAACUGAAGAAUCUGGUGGAGAAUCGGACAGUAGCCUUAACCUUGGACCCUGAGAAAAUGGGAAUUCUGCUGCUGACAUUGUAAUUCGUCAUCUGUUUGUUUAUUUUCUCUGUUGUCUUCCUGCCUGGCUCAAAUCUAUGUGCAUGGUGCCUUCUUACAGACAACCUCGGUCUUAUGGGUGAAACGAGCAAGGGGCUGCUCUGCUCAGAGCGUCCAGUUCACUGCUAGCUCCUCCACCUCCUGUGUCAGGGGGGUCUUUGCAUAAAGCCACUUUACCCUCCCACAUGACAGGGGAGACUACGGAAAAGGGGGGGGAUCCCAUUCUCUCCUGUCAGGUUGUUGUAUUUCAUUAAUGGUUAACUUGUGGGACCACAUGCCUCUUAACCUGGAAGUGCUUCAAUAAGCUGGAAGACAGUAUAGCACCUCCACAAGACAUAUUUGUAUUUUGUUUUCUCUUUUUAAAUAUAAUUUUCAGGUUAGUCUAUGCGUUAACUGUAUCUGUCAGUGGAGGAGCGUUGGAAAAUAUUUCUGAUUUUAUUUUUUGUCAUGGAUCAUAGAGAACAAAACACUGCUGAACUAAUGGGCAGCCAGGGUGUGUUAUGUGUUACUAAUAAAUAUGGUAUCUGUAAUCAUGAAAUGUUAUAUUUGUAUUGUUGCUAAUUUGAAAGCUGAAUCAUAACAUGUCAGAGUGCUGGGUUUGUAUGGAGAGCAUUUAAAGCAUCACUAUAGCAGAGGCCCCCAACCCCAUUCCUCUGAGCCACUCAGUGACUGAUGUCAUGAACUAACUGAGAAUCUGUUGUGUUGACAUCAUGCAGUCCCUUUAAACUUAUGGCUAAAGAGGAAUGCUUUGUGUUCGCUGUUUUUUCAAUCAUGUCUGAAUCUGUUUCUACUGGUGGGAAAGGGGAGGGGAAGGGUUAAUCAACAAUGGAAAUCUACCUCCAUCUCAAUUACACGCACACACACACAUGCACGCAUGAACACUAAUCAGCCUGUUCUUCCUCCCUUCACCUCCACUUACCUCUUCAGUGAAAGAUCAAAUGAUUGUGUGUGUAAUACUGAUGGAUGAGUGAGUAAGGAUUGCAAGGAAAAUGUACAUGUUACCAAUGAGCCAUACAUUCAAUGUGCACUUCCUGGUUUCUGUUUUACCAGCAUGUCUGCAACACAUCUCCCAUUUAGCGACCUCACGUGCAUUGUCCCAUCAUUGUUUGGAAAAGCAUGUGCAUGCACAGUCUCUGGUCCUUUUCAUCAUGCUUUACUCAGACACUUAACUGAAUGGCCACACCAAGUAGCAGUGGUACAAUCACAGUCUGGAUAUCAUGGCUUCAUCCACAACUGUAAUGGUCCCAUUGUGCACAUGGUCUGUGCAGCGGUGUGGAUGUAUAGUGGAAUGGUAGGAGUACGGCUUCCACUACCCCAGUGGGGAAUGCAAGUGAAGUAUAUUGUUUUGAGACGAGGGUGGUAAUUUACCCUUUUCUUCUGCACGUGACUUGGACUAUUUGCACCAGUUGUUUUAGGGCUUGUUUGAGCUGACUUAAGCCAUUCCCCUGACCAUGUUAGCCGUGCUCCACUGUCCCACUACUUCCACUACAGCACUGACCGCAUAUUCCACAUUUUCGUAGGCAGACGUUGGAACGCUAAUGCAAUGAAUGUUUUGAGGGAAUUUUUAGAGUUGUCCCUUUGGUGUCUGUCCAUGGCGUUUGGCUUUGUCAUUAUUUUUUCUCUUUCUCGUUUUAUUUGAAAGUAAAAUGUAUAUUGCACUGUUGUAAGGCCGUUGUUCAAAAGUGUAAAUUCUCAAUAAAAUGUACUGCGUUAAGCUUC